AAUAUGAGCGGAUCUAACGUCAGGUCCAGCUGCCUGUGAUUGGCUAUUCUCCCGCACAUCUCAGCCAUCGUUGCGAGUAGCAACUCCUUAAGUGAACCGCAAACAAGCAGAGCUGAGCAGUUCAAUGAGGGAAUGAUCAAGACGUCAAGAAGUGUCCUCCAAGUUGUUGUCUCGCGGGCUGACAUGUAUAAUGGAAAACAACAGCAGUAAAGAGGAUGCUCGUGUGGAGCUUGACUCGGUGGAGGCAGAGCUGGAGUUGUUGGAACUUCAGAUCUCUGAGCUCCUGGAGAAACAAGCUGCACUGAACUCCAGAAGAGCCCAGCUACUGAAGACUCUUGAGGAGGCCUGUGAGUCGGCCCAGUCAACCUCCUCUUCUUCUUCUAGUAAAACCUCCAAAUCUGCACUCAGCAAACAGGAACUUCAGUAUUAUGAAGACUCAGAGUUCCUGUGGUCGAAGGAAGUGCAGGAGAAACUGGGGAAGGUGUUUAAGCUGACGAAAUUCCGGCCCCUGCAGCUGCUGGCUAUUAACCUGUCUAUGGCAGGGAGAGACCUGUUCCUGGUCAUGCCCACCGGCCGAGGGAAGAGUCUGUGCUACCAGCUGCCGGCUAUCUGCUCUCAAGGGUUUACACUGGUCAUUGCUCCACUGGUAUCUCUCAUGGAGGACCAGUUGAUGUGUCUGGAAUCCAUCGGAGUCCCUGCAGUCACACUCAAUGCAUCCAGCACUAAGGAACAUUCCAGAUUGGUCAUGACAGGUAUGAUUGAUAAGAACAGCCCCUUUAAGCUGCUCUACGUGACCCCGGAGAAGAUUGCAAAGAGCAAACUGCUGAUGUCCAAACUGGAGAAGGCCUAUAACAUGGGCCUGCUGGCACGCAUAGCUGUAGACGAGGUACACUGCUGCAGCCAGUGGGGUCAUGACUUCAGACCUGACUACAAGCUCCUUGGCAUCUUGAAGCGACAGUUUCCCAGGGUGCCUUUGAUUGGACUCACUGCCACAGCAACCAGCCAAGUUUUGAAAGACUGCCAGAAGAUUCUGUGUAUCAAAGAGCCAGUCACACUGACUGCCCCUUUUAACCGACCCAACCUUUACUACGAGGUGCGGUGUAAAGAUGCAAACAGCGAGGACUCGGUUGGUGAAAUUGCUUCAUUGAUCAAGGGAAGAUACAAAGACCAGUCAGGAAUCGUGUACGUGUUCUCCCAGAAGGAUGCUGAGGUGGUUGCAAUGGACCUUCAGAAGAGAGGUAUUUGUGCCCAGCCAUACCAUGCCAAUAUGGGGGCCUCAGACAAGACCCUGGUCCAUCAGCGAUGGUCCUCCAAAAAGAUCCAGGUGGUGGUUGCAACUGUGGCAUUUGGAAUGGGCAUUGACAAAGCAGAUGUGCGUUUUGUCAUCCACCACUCCAUCAGCAAGUCCAUAGAGAACUACUAUCAGGAGAGUGGCCGUGCAGGCAGAGAUGACGCUCCGGCCGACUGUAUUGUGUUCUACGGCUUUGCAGACAUCUUCAGAAUCAGCACCAUGGUGGUAAUGGAGAAUACAGGUCAACAGAAACUCUAUAACAUGGUGACCUACUGUCAGAAUGUGGACAGGUGUCGGCGGUCACUGAUGGCGGUUCAUUUCGAUGAAGUCUGGGAUGAUGACGAGUGCAACCAGAUGUGUGAUGUGUGUCGCCAUGGCAGUGACUACAUUACAGUGGACAUCACGCAGCAUGCCCGGGACGUAGUGCAGAUCGUGGAGAUAGCCAGCUCUCUGGAUGAGAAGAUGACUCCACUGAAGGUGUGUGAGACGUGGCUGGGGAAGGGCCCAGCAAAACGCCGCAAGAUGAUCCAGGUGACCAGUCUGUCCCGCUCGGAGGUGGAGGCCAUCAUUGUCCAUCUACUACUGCAGGGCUACCUGAGUGAGGACUUCAGCUUUACCCCCUACACCACCUACUUCUACCUGAAACUGGGGCGCAAAGCCGCUCUUCUGCAGAACUCCAGUCACUCAGUGACCAUGAAGAUGAAACGGAUACUGCCUUCCUGCGGCCCAGUAGGCGUGUCACAGGGCAGAGGAGAUAGCACUAGAAUGCAGGCAAAGUCCAAAGAUGGAAAAAGAGCCGUUGACAGUGCUGGGAAAAGCCCUGCAGCCAAGAAACAAAGCACGUCUGCUGUAGAACCUGCUGCAUGUGAGAACAAUGCAGCCAACACAAAUGCUCCACUGCAGGGACACAACAAAGUACUUAAAUUGAACAAAGACCAACAAAACCAGGAGAGAAAACAGGAACAGGACCAAACUGAGAACCAGUCCACGCACACACACUUAAUUCCCACACAACCUUCAGUACUGGAGGUAGAUGUGAAGGUCAACAUCAUGGAGGGAAACUGUAUCAGUGAUGGCCCUGCUAUGCCCAUUAGUGCCAGACCUUUCCAAAUCCCACCCAAACGUCAAUCAACCAAAUCACCCAAAAGGCGGAAAAAGCAGUCAGCAGCUCAGGCCUCUGACGGCGCAGCCACUGCAGGUCAGCAGCGUCCAGCUUUGGUCAGUUCUCCCUCUGUCGCCUCCAUUAUUUCUGAUGCAGCUAUGGAAGAGCUCAGCCACCUCCACAGCUACUACAGCAAACAGCUGAGACGAAUUAACUACGUUUCCCAUGAGCACUUGCAGGAGCAGCACAGUGGAGUGUUGACAUGCAUCCGAGAGCCCUUCAGGAGUCUGCGGCUCCCCUUGGGUAACACAAUAGCCAGAGGGGCUCGAAACUUGUGGACUCGGGUCAGUGUCAGGAGAAAACGUCUUUAG
Chanos chanos (milkfish) is the source of this 2764-nucleotide messenger RNA. RefSeq names its product RecQ helicase-like (gene recql). NCBI's taxonomy places the organism in Eukaryota, Metazoa, Chordata, Actinopteri, Gonorynchiformes, Chanidae. The record is from RefSeq and is a predicted model, not a curated record. The transcript has 16 exons. Gene Ontology annotation, cellular component: cytoplasm; chromosome. The coding region runs from base 191 to 2764 and encodes 857 amino acids. Gene Ontology annotation, biological process: double-strand break repair via homologous recombination; DNA replication. Gene Ontology annotation, molecular function: nucleic acid binding; 3'-5' DNA helicase activity; four-way junction helicase activity.